CAGACAGUGGUGAGCUGUGUUAGCGACGGCGAGCUACGCAUAGCUACGCUUGCUAGCUAGCUACAGGCGUUUAAAGUGACAGCUAGCUAAGCCAUAGCUAAUAAUUUGUUUUCGUAUGUCGACAUUCCGUGGGGAAACGUUAAGCGAUCAAAAUCAUCAGAAAAAAUGCGCAUCGUUUAUAAUUCCCCUUCCGUUUUGCGGGGCUUUCUGAUUAUUGUUGGAAGCUUGCAUAGCGUCUCAAGUUUUUAUCUGCCUGGUUUGGCUCCUGUCAGUUUCUGUGAACAAGGUCAAGCUGGGAAAGAGCAAGAUGUACCAGACUGCAGGUCUGAAAUUGAGCUGUUUGUGAACCGGUUGGAUUCCGUGGAGUCAGUCCUGCCCUAUGAAUACACAGCGUUUGAUUUCUGCUCCAUAGAAUCUGAGAAACGACCCUCUGAAAAUUUGGGUCAAGUGUUAUUUGGUGAGCGAAUUGAGCCGUCUCCAUAUAAGUUUCAAUUUAAGAAGAAAGAAGAAUGUAAACAUGUCUGCACUAAAACCUACGAUACAAAUAAACAAGAGGAUAAAGCGAAGCUGGACUUCUUGAAAAAAGGGAUGCUGCUGAACUAUCAGCAUCAUUGGAUUGUGGAUAACAUGCCAGUGACCUGGUGCUAUGACGUGGAGGAUGGACAGAAGUUCUGCAAUCCUGGCUUUCCCAUAGGGUGCUAUGUUACCGAGGGAGGACGACCCAAAGAUGCCUGCGUUGUCAACUCUGAUUUCAAUGACAAAGACACGUUCUACAUCUUCAACCAUGUCGAUAUCACCGUCUAUUACCAUGUGGUGGAGAAUGAGGCUGCAGGGGCCAGACUGGUGGCUGCUAAAAUGGAGCCCAAAAGCUUCAAGCAUACAAAGGUGGACAGUCCAGACUGUACUGGCCCUCCCAUGGACUUAAACAACAAAUUCUCUGGCGAGCUCAAAAUUCCCUACACCUAUUCUGUACAGUUUUUAGAGGAUCCAAAUAUUCGAUGGGCCUCGCGCUGGGACUACAUCCUGGAGUCCAUGCCUCACACCAACAUUCAGUGGUUCAGCAUCAUGAACUCCCUGGUGAUCGUCCUUUUCCUCUCCGGCAUGGUGGCCAUGAUAAUGCUGAGGACACUGCACAAAGACAUCGCCCGCUACAACCAGAUGGACUCAGUUGAGGACGCCCAGGAGGAAUUCGGAUGGAAGCUGGUGCACGGAGACGUCUUCAGGCCACCGAGGAAGGGCAUGCUGCUCUCCGUCUUCCUAGGAUCGGGCACGCAGAUCUUCAUCAUGACCUUCGUCACCCUCUUCUUCGCCUGCCUGGGAUUCCUGUCGCCGGCGAACCGCGGGGCCCUGAUGACGUGCGCCGUGGUGCUGUGGGUUCUGCUGGGGACUCCAGCAGGUUACGUGGCUGCCAGAUUCUACAAGUCCUUUGGUGGUGAAAAAUGGAAAACAAAUGUUCUGCUGACAGCUUUCUUGUGCCCGGGGAUAGUGUUUGCUGACUUCUUUGUCAUGAACCUGAUCCUCUGGGGAGAGGGCUCCUCAGCGGCCAUGCCUUUUGGGACACUGGUUGCCAUCUUGGCUCUGUGGUUCUGCAUCUCCGUGCCCCUCACCUUCAUAGGCGCCUACUUUGGCUUCAAGAAAAGCGGGAUUGAGCAUCCAGUCCGCACAAACCAGAUCCCUCGGCAGAUCCCAGAGCAGUCCUUCUAUACCAGGCCUCUGCCCGGCAUUGUCAUGGGAGGAAUCCUUCCUUUCGGCUGCAUCUUCAUCCAGCUCUUCUUCAUCCUCAACAGCAUCUGGUCUCACCAAAUGUACUACAUGUUUGGAUUUCUCUUCCUGGUGUUUAUCAUCCUGGUUAUCACAUGUUCCGAGGCCACCAUCCUCCUGUGUUACUUCCACCUGUGUGCAGAAGAUUAUCACUGGCAGUGGCGGUCCUUCCUGACCAGCGGCUUCACCGCCGUGUACUUCCUGGUUUACGCCGUACACUAUUUCUUCUCCAAACUCCAAAUCACCGGACUGGCCAGCACCAUUCUUUACUUUGGUUACACAAUGAUCAUGGCUUUAAUAUUCUUCCUCUUUACGGGCACAAUUGGAUUCUUUGCCUGUUUUUGGUUUGUUACGAAGAUCUACAGUGUGGUGAAAGUGGACUGACGGACUUACCACAGCAAGCUGAACUUUUCCACUUUGGGAUUCUUUGGAUGGAGGAGGGUCCUUUUUUCUGGACGUCCUUGUGUUAGAUAAAAAUUCCGUUAAAAAAUGCCCAAGUACAACAUGAAUCCAGCUUUUGUACACAGUGAGUGGUGCAAACCGCUAUUAGGAGAAAUGGAUUGCAAGUAAAAUGGCAUAUCACUGAACGCUGUUGCUAUAAAUACAUUUCACUGAAAUCGUAUUGCAUACAUUUUAUUAACAUGAAGUGAAGUUACCCUGCAAAUCUGUGGGCUAAGGUAGUGCACAUGUAUUAUUAAAACAUUACGGUGACAUUAAUGUGAUUGUAAAUAACGUUUUCUAAUGCUGAGGGGGGAGGUAAAUGUGAUAUUUGUGUGAAAGGGAUUCCAUUUGAUUGUAGAAAGACUGAGGCGUUCUUUGUGUUUUUUUUUUUUUUGUUCUUUUUUUGUAUGAGGAACAUGAGACAUACUGCACUGUUACUCAGCCUGGCUUCUUUUUAUUUAACUUAUUUUUGUUUUGUUUUCAUGUUUGGCCUCUACGCACGUUGUGCCUCAUGAGUAGACAACCAUGUACAUUUCCAAUAAUAAAUGUUGUACAACUGGUCACAUUUGUUCACUGAAGCA
Megalops cyprinoides (Indo-Pacific tarpon) is the source of this 2783-nucleotide messenger RNA. Its product is annotated as transmembrane 9 superfamily member 2. Gene Ontology annotation, cellular component: membrane. Gene Ontology annotation, biological process: protein localization to membrane. Lineage: Eukaryota; Metazoa; Chordata; Actinopteri; Elopiformes; Megalopidae. The record is from RefSeq and is a predicted model, not a curated record. The coding region runs from base 166 to 2145 and encodes 659 amino acids. The transcript is spliced from 17 exons.